This is a messenger RNA of Eurytemora carolleeae, 3035 nucleotides long. Its product is annotated as zinc finger protein 84. Lineage: Eukaryota; Metazoa; Arthropoda; Copepoda; Calanoida; Temoridae. The coding region runs from base 35 to 2758 and encodes 907 amino acids. The transcript has 27 exons. The record is from RefSeq and is a predicted model, not a curated record.
UUAAUUUUGUAAGUUGACCUAUCAACUACCUAGGAUGGAUGACUCUGACCGGAACACGAUCCAUGGAACUGUAGAGUUAAGAUCAGGAAACAGAGAGGAUUUAUUUAGUCCUGAUGUUAUAGAUAUACUCGUUAAUAUUAUUUGCACAGGGUGUGGAGUUCAGUAUCCUGAUCAUUACACCUGGGAGGAUCAUGUGAGGGAUAUGGUUGAACUAGAGGACAAACAUCAUACUUUUAAUACUCAGGUAACAGAUUGUGAAGAUUCUAACAUAAUACUGGAUGGGGAGUUUGAAUGUCCAGAUUGUGGUAAUGGUUACAAUACUCAGGCGGAAAGAGAUGAACACAGAUUGACACUUGGGACAAGUGUGAAAUUGGUUUGUUCACAAUGUCAAAUUCUUGUUCCGGAUAUGGAAGUUCAUAUUCAAACACAUCAGUCUGAAGUGAAGUGUGGUGAAUGCGGAGACAAAUUUAAAGAUUUAAAUGCACACAUGAUGGAUUCACAUUCAGGGUUUAUGAGUGUUCUUCUAUUACAAACAAUAAGGUGUGCUGGUGAUGGUAGUACCCAAGUCACCAUAGAGGUCGUCUUAGCAACAGACGCAAGGUUUUUAGCCUCAGAGGUCAAACCCUUCGCUCCUGAAGUAGAGGUCAAGUCUGCAAAAAGAGGUAGAAAAAGAAAACAGGAAAUGUCUGAUCAGGAAACAGAAUUAAAAGCGGAAAUAGUUGAGAAGAAACCUGCUUCUAUCAAGAUUAAAGAUGAAUUUUUCCUGAAGCUGAAGGAUGAAGUAAUUGAGAAAAACGACUUUUCCGUCAAGGACGAGUUUGCUCUGUCGGACGAUUUCCCCCUGAAAGAAGACGACUACCAUAACAUAAUGAUCCCAGAACUCAAAUUUACUCCGCAAGUGAAGAAGAAAAAGAAGAAACCGUUUAACGGACAGGUUGGAACAGAUCAGUACCCUCCUGAUCUAUCUGAACGAGAUAGAGCGCUCUGUCCUCCAGUAAGCCUACCCAAGAACUUCUUCAAGUCUGGCACCAGGAUCUGGUCGAAACUUCCAGUCAGAGUUCAUCAAUGUGAGCUAUGUGGGUUUUCUGCUAAAACGAAAAAUAAAUACAGGGAGAAACAGGAUCAUUUGAUGAAAUGGCAUUUCUCCAAGCGGAUAGAGCGUAUCCUGCCAAUGACCGGAAAGAAACCAUUUAUGUGCCCACUGUGCCCUUAUUCGGGUAAAGAUCGGCAGUGUGUUGUUCGGCACUAUACAGGGAAACACCAGGCCCUUGACGUGUGGAUGGCGGAGUUCCUUGACGCAAUGAUCUCAAAAUCCCUGACCGAGGAUAUUCUCGACAACGUAGAGAAUGUCAACAUCAAUCCAAAACCUGGCGAAACCCAAAUUCCUGGAAGGGGGAAAAUAGUGAACAACAGAGCGGAUUUAAAAGAGUUUCUAUCUGGGAGUGAUUAUACACCGGAUCCUCAACGAAAGCAUUUUUGUGAUGAGUGUGAACAAAUCUUUCCUUCAAACAGUGCUCUCAAGAGCCACAAGCUGAUCGAUCAUAAUCCAAGUGAGAAGACAAGAUGGGAAAAAGAGGCACGGAUUGGAGUUGAAGAAUUUAGAAGCCUGCGAUUACGAAACCGACAAGAAUCAGAUACGAUCGCUGAGAUCGCUUCCAACUCACAGGAAACCGAUUUCAACUCAGAGAAUUCUCCGAAUGUUGAAACUAAAUCAGAAAAAAUUCUAAAAUUAGAGGAUGAAGAGGGAGGAGGCUUAAAAUGUUUAUCGUGUUCUAAUGCAAAAAUAUCUGCCAAGCUUAAAUCGAUCGCUCAGCUCAAGGAUCACAUCCAGAACAACCAUAUGGACCUGUGCAGACUAAAAUACUUCGUGGCGUGUGAAACAAAAAAUUCAUCACACGCUAAAUCUUUUUUCUACACGCUUUGCAGUAACUGCGGCCAGUGCUUCUCUCAGAAUUCGAAUGAUAGUAUUCUGGAAAAGCACAAAGAUGAACAUAGAUCGGAGGAGGAAGAGGAAGAAGGAGAUGAAGAGAAAGAAGAGAAUGAAAGCAGAAUAAAGGACGAGGUUGGUGAUGGUGAUAUUAAAGAAGAUGCUGAGGAAGAAAUUGACACUGAAAACUUGGAAGAAUCUCUCAGCCCCGGACUCAAACAGGGACAAAAGGAAAGGGAACUGAAAGACGAGUUUAUAGAUUCGAUAGAUGACAGUUUGGUGGAUAGGGUGGAGUCAGAACCUAAACUCAGUGCUCAUAGAAACAUCGGAAAUGGAAAGGAUAGCGGAAGUUCCGACGAAAAUAUCGACGAAUUGGACGAAUUUUUAAACGACAGCGAUGGUUCUUCUAAAACUGAAGUUAAGGGGUAUACUCGAGGGGUGGAAGGGUCUAGAAGAUGCCCCUGUAAAAACUGCUGUGAUCCAACUUACAUCCCGGUCAAUGGUGUCAGGGUUCAUACCUGUAUACUGAAACACGAGUGUACAAAAACAUUUACAAAGAUUGCACAUCUCAAGGCGCAUAUCCGAGCUAACAACAACGAGAGACCCUAUACUUGCUCCUGGAAGGGUUGCCAUAAAAGUUUUGUCCGCCGGGAUGAGUUAAAGAGGCAUGCUUGGAUCCAUACUGGUGAAACAAGGUUUCGAUGUGACUGUGGGCGAGGUUACGGGCGUGCAGAUCACUACAGGACCCAUGCUCUCAAGUGUAGUCUUUCUACCGUUGAUAUCACCACACUGGACGAAUUGGCAGGGAGAACGAAGACGAAUGACGAAUAACUAAAAGAAAAGGCUGAUUGAUAAAUGAUAACUGUACAGAGUUAUAAAAAAAAACCUUUGCAGAAUUGAUAUUAGUACCUUCCAAUGAUUUUAGUAGAACAUUUAUUAUCCACCUUUAUAUAUGUUUUAAGAUGAAAAUUACUCAUUUCUAAAAUACUCAAAUAAUAUUAUUAACCUGGCCUAGCACUGAAGAUAUUUAUAAAUGCUCUCUUUAAUAUUAUGAUUCUUGUUAUUUAAAUUUUACGUUUAUUUUAGAUAAAUAAAUAUCGUUCAUGAA